UCGUAGUAUCUCUUAUUAGUCUGUGGUCUACGUUGAGUCUACGCUACGCCUACGCAUAGAAAAUAUCUCACAGACAGAGUACCUACCUAUUUAGGAAAAUAUAAGGAAGAAAAAAUCGAAAUCCAACGAAACGUCGUCCGUUUUGUAUUAUUUAUUCUAGUUCGAGUGUUUGGUUCUAUAAAUAAUAUUACUAAGAACUCCUAUUUGUUUUGUUUUAGUGUUUAUAUCUGAAAUGUCUCCUAGAAAUGAAGUGAGUAAACGUCGUGAACUAACACGGAGUCGUUCCGUCGAGGGUCGAGGAGAACACAAAUCAAAGUCAGGUGAAAGAUCAAGAUCUUCAGCCAAAUCCAAGCAUAGGUCUGAGAGCAGAGAUAGGAAAAGAGAGAAGAGUAAACGCAAAAAGAGUAAAAAGAAAAAGAAGAAACAUAGCAGCUCGUCCAGCAGCAGCAGCAGCAGUGACAGUGAUGAGGAGGAACUGAAGCUACUGCAGAGACUGGAGGCAGAGAGACAAAGAAUUAAAGAAGAGAAGAAAAAACAGAAAGAAUUAUUGAAAGCGAAUGAGACACCAGAAGAAAAGAGGGCAAGAAGACUGAGAGAAAAGCAGGAAAAAGAGCGUAAACGUCGCGAGCGCAUGGGCUGGGACAACGAGUACCAGUGUUACACCAACCAGGACAACCCGUUUGGAGACUCUGCUCUUACCAACACCUUUGUAUGGUCCAAAAAGCUGGCCAAAGAGGGUGUCAAGAAUGUCUCCCGUGAUGAGUUGGAGGCUCUUAACAGACAGAAACAGCUGGAAAACAAGAUUGAGCUUGAGAAGGUGAAGCAGCGGCGGCUGGAGCGCGAGGCGGAGCGCGUGGCGCGCGAGGCGGAGGCGCUGGCGGCGGCGCGCGCGCGCGAGGCGCAGCAGUUCAGCAGCUGGGCGCGCCAGGAGGACGCCUUCCACCUGCAGCAGGCGCGGCUGCGCUCGCAGAUACGCAUACGGGACGGCCGAGCAAAACCUAUAGAUCUCCUGGCUUGGUAUGUGAGCUCAGAGGAGUGUGUGGACGCGCUGGAGAUGCACGAGCCGUACACUUACCUGAACGGCUUGCAGACGCAGGACCUUGAGGACUUGCUCGAAGACAUCAAGGUGUACAAGGAGCUGGAGAACAACGCGAACGUGUCGUACUGGGAGGACGUGGAGACCAUCGUGCAGGACGAGCUGGGCAAGCUGCGGCGGCUGGCGGCGCCCGACGCCCGCCGCGACGGCGUGCACCACGCCGUGGCCGACGACGUCACGCAGAUCUUCAAAGGCAAGACGGGCGCGCAGCUGGAGGCGAUGCAGGCGCAGAUCGAGGCCAAGAUGCGCGGCGUGGGCGUCGACGUGGGCUACUGGGAGAGCCUGCUGUCGCAGCUGAGGGCGCAUCGGGCCCGCGCGCGGCUGCGGGAGCGGCACCGACGGAACCUGCGCCGCAAGCUCACGCUGCUCAAGCAGGAGCAGGGCGUGCAGCCCGCGGCGGGGGCGGCGGGGGCGCAGCCCGGCACCAGCCAGCUAGCCGUGGAGCGAGAUCAGUCGGAGAGCCCGGAGCCAUCGCACUCUCGGGCAGACGCGAAGGUGGAGGCGGAGGCGGAGGCUGCGUCUGCCUCGGCGGACGAGGCGGCCGAGGCGGCGUGCGAGGCGCUGUACGCGGCGGGCGGGUACUCGCCGCGGCCGCUGUCGCCGCGCCGCCUGGAGCCCGCCACGCUGCUGCUGCCCGCCGCGCACGACGAGCGCCGCCUGGCCUACCUGAGGGCGCGCCUGCACCACGCCGCCGCCACCGCCGCCACCGCCACUGCCCCCCCGGAGGCGCCGGCGCGCAGCACGGCGGCCCUGGAGCGAGCCGCGGCGCGGUCCAUGGGCAACAGCGGGGAUGAGGUGGGCUUCAGCGUGGAGCAUGCGCUGCCCGACCAGCCCUGCCUCUGGGCCGACAAGUACCGCCCCAGGAAGCCGCGAUACUUCAACAGAGUGCACACGGGCUUCGAGUGGAACAAGUACAACCAGACCCACUACGACAUGGACAACCCGCCGCCCAAGAUCGUGCAGGGCUACAAGUUCAACAUCUUCUACCCGGACCUCAUCGACAAGAACUCUACGCCGGAGUUCUCAUUGAAAGCGUGCCCCGAGAAUCCGGACUUCGCGGUGCUGCGGUUCCACGCGGGCCCGCCGUACGAGGACAUCGCGUUCAAGAUCGUCAACCGCGAGUGGGAGUACUCGUACAAGCGCGGCUUCCGCUGCCACUUCCACAACAACAUCUUCCAGCUCUGGUUCCACUUCAAGCGAUACAGAUACCGCAGAUAAUUGUUACACCUUCUACUACUAACAUACCCCAGACACAAUACAAUAUUCUUUAUUGCACAGUCAGACACACAAGAACAGUAUACAAGUAGGACAUAAAAUGUACAAUAGGCGGCCUUAUUACUAAAUAGCAAUUUCUUCCAGGUAACGCACUUCACACAAAAAUCUGGUUCUUACACAGACAUGCACUGUGUGGGUACUCUAGCCACUCUACUCUACCCCACAAGUAAGGUUGUGUUGGUGCGAAGCAGAGUGUCCACUCUAUACAUAGUAUUGUUGUUUAUUCUGUGCCACUAUGUCUAUAGUACUUACUACAUUUUACCACAAUACAAUAGUGCCUCAAGUAUUCAGUAUGCCUUAAGCCAUUAAAAACAAGGUAAUUAUUGUGAAUAAACUGCAAAUAUUUCUAUAUAAUCCAGCCAAUGAAGAUACUCUAUCUGUUUGAACAUUGUUUAGAGUUUAAAUAAAGGAUUCCAUAGACAUUUUA
Pectinophora gossypiella (pink bollworm) is the source of this 2798-nucleotide messenger RNA. It is a transcript of the gene cactin, whose product is annotated as cactin. The coding region runs from base 233 to 2314 and encodes 693 amino acids. The transcript has 12 exons. Gene Ontology annotation, cellular component: cytoplasm; spliceosomal complex. Gene Ontology annotation, biological process: mRNA cis splicing, via spliceosome. Lineage: Eukaryota; Metazoa; Arthropoda; Insecta; Lepidoptera; Gelechiidae. The record is from RefSeq and is a predicted model, not a curated record. Gene Ontology annotation, molecular function: protein binding.